Messenger RNA from Exophiala oligosperma, 1380 nucleotides. RefSeq lists its product as uncharacterized. The coding region runs from base 1 to 1380 and encodes 459 amino acids. NCBI's taxonomy places the organism in Eukaryota, Fungi, Ascomycota, Eurotiomycetes, Chaetothyriales, Herpotrichiellaceae. The record is from RefSeq and is a predicted model, not a curated record. Gene Ontology annotation, molecular function: L-2-aminoadipate:2-oxoglutarate transaminase activity; pyridoxal phosphate binding. The transcript has a single exon. Gene Ontology annotation, biological process: biosynthetic process.
AUGACACGUCGACUGGCUGCGACUACAACUCGUGAUGAUGAAAGUCGACUCUUGCCCUCGAGACAGAUCAACCUGUUUAAAGGCUGGCCAAAUCCAGGACUGCUACCGCCCCAAGAACUCAACAAAGCGUCCGAGGACAUUCUCACCGACCCGCGAAAUAAGGAUGUAUUAUUCUAUGGACCGGACGAAGGUUACAAACCCCUCAGAGAGGAAAUUGCGAGGUGGUUGACCGAUUUCUAUAGGCCUAGCAAGCCAAUACCAACCGAGCGGAUAUGCAUCACUGGGGGUGCCAGCCAAAAUCUUGCGUGCAUCUUGCAGACCUUUACUGAUCCGCUCUACACUCGAAACAUAUGGAUGGUCGCUCCUACGUACUUCUUGGCCUGUCGAAUAUUCAAUGAUGCAGGUUUUGACGGUCGCUUGCGAGCUGUCCCCGAGGAUGACGAGGGAAUCGAUUUGAGCUAUUUGGAGCGAAGCCUGCACCAGAGCGAUAUGCUGGCGGAAGCAAUGACCAACACCCACCCUCGACUGAAGGCUCCCAAGCCGUGGCGAAAGAUUUACAAGCACAUCAUCUAUGCCGUGCCAACAUUCUCCAAUCCCUCAGGCCGUAUAAUGAGCCUGCGGCAUCGUCAAGGCCUGGUCAGACUUGCCCGGAAAUACGAUGCAUUGAUUGUGACAGACGAUGUCUACGAUAUGCUUCAAUGGCCCUCUGACCCGGGUGCAAAGCCAUCACCCAUGGACACGGCCCUGCUCCCGAGAAUCGUAGACAUAGACCGAGAGCUUGAUGGUGGACCUCUGGAUCUCUUUGGCAACGCUGUUAGCAACGGAAGCUUCAGUAAGAUCGUAGCACCAGGCUGCCGGACAGGAUGGGCUGAAAGCAGUGAAAAACUGACCUAUGGCGUGUCGCAGACUGGAUCAAGUCGAUCUGGCGGCGCACCUUCACACCUGGUUGCAUCGUUCAUCUACAAGAUGCUGUCAACAGGUACUCUGCAAAACCACAUAUUUCGAGAACUGCAGCCCGCAUAUGCGCGUCGCUUUCAUACCAUGAUGACUGCAGUCAGGAGACACUUGUUCCCACUCGGAGUGACCAUGCCUCAGGUGGACAACGAUGUUGCAGGUGGAUACUUCAUUUGGCUAAUCUUGCCCCGACCAUUGGACUCGUCCAGAGUCUCUCAACUUGCGCUGGCGUAUGAGAAUCUGGUGAUUUGCGCUGGCGAGAAAUGCAAAGUGGAGGGCGACGAACAAAAUGAAGGAAACAGGUUUCAAACACAUCUCCGUCUAUGUUAUGCAUGGGAGGAUGUUGAUGUCCUGGAAGAGGCAUUGAUUCGUUUGCAACGCGUGAUACGGCGGGAGAUGACCAGGUCAAAUGGGGUUGCAGCGUGA